GGAAAGAAUCCCAGGAAUUCGUUUCCUGUGAAAUUUGGCAAGAGGAGAGAACUGGACGUAGAGCCAAGCUCGGAGAGCAUUGACCAAGAUCCACAGACAGAGAUGGGCUCACACAACAGUCCUUUUACAGAUGGACCGAGGACGAGGAUGAGGACUCCCGGAGUUUAGAGCGAAUUAACCCGCUUCCCCAGUCCGCUUGCACCGAGCAGGGAAAAACACACAUUACGGGGUUUCAGCCAUGGCUGAACCCCUGCUGAAACGGACCUUCUCUCGGCUGCGGGGAAAGGAUCGAUCCCGGCGGAAAACGGACCCCAAACUUAAUGACAUCCAGCGGAAGAGUGAUGUCAUCCAAAGCGCUUCAUCCUCAUCGUUGUCAACGGUAACGACAGAGGAGGCUGAACCCCCGACCCUUCCACCGGAGGACAGCACCACCACCCCACGCACCCAGAUAACAGUGGCCAAGAAACAGCAGUGGGCCAAACUGGCCUCCACACCAGGCACAGAGGGCUCUCACAGCCUGCUCUACGGGGCUUGUGACUCGGAUAGCAGCUCAGGAAAGGCCCAGGUCUCAACCGCCAAACAGGCCUGGAGCCAGAAGACGUUAGUGGAGGCCGGGCUGGACAGGAGGAGGUGUGAUGAUUUAGACUGGGAGCAUCAGGGACAAUGUAGCACCUCCUUCUGUGAGCCUCCUCCCCCUGUCCACACCGCAGUCCCAGAGUUCACCAACCCUAUAGGAGGUUACGCUGAGAUCUGUGUCUCCUCCUGUAUGGUGAAGUCCUCGGGGUCAGGGGCCUAUCUCCAGACCCUGGACAGGAGCAGCCGAGCCUGGGUACUGUCCACAGGAAAGAGCCAGGCUGCCGACGAGUCCUACUCGCGUCUAGGCCUCCCCCCCAACUGCUUCGCUGAGCUGAGGCAACGCACAGAAGGGGACAACAACAUUUGGUACAACCCUAUUCCAGAGGAGGAGGACGUGUUGCGUGGCAUCGGAGGUUUAGGACGUUUAAGAGGAGGAGGUGGAGGAGGAGGAGGAGGUGGAGGAGGAGGAGGAGGAGGUGGAGGAGGGGGAGGGGGUGUUAGGUUAGAUAGUGAGAACCCCUGGAGGAGGAGGGAGACAGAGGGGCUGUCAGAGACGUCGAGGGAUCCCCAGAUGAGGAGCCAGCGACGGGCAGGGAUGGUGGUGAGCCCUGGCACCGGUGGAGGUGGAGGGGCCUCCCGUUUAGAGCGUCAUGCCACCCAGAACCAGUGCCCUUCAGGUGGCUCCAGCCCAGACAGCGCCCAUCAAACCAAAGCCAUCACAUUAGACAGCUCAGCCUGCAGUAGGAGAGACAGAGACGGAGACAGCCCAGAUGUAAUUCAACAGAUCCAGAGUGAGGAACUGCAGUCUUUCGGGGUUGCAGGUGGAGAAGGGGGUGUUUCCAGCUCCGGAGGAGGUGUGUCAGUCCCCUCAGACAGCCCCGGUGCCCAGAAGAAAGGGGGCGUGGCCAGCAGCAUGAUGGACAGGAUCAAAUCCCCAGGAAUGGUCCGGAAAUCCCUUUCCAUGAAGAUGAAGAAGCUCCCCGAACUCCGCCGUAAACUCAGCCUGCGCUCCUCUCGCUCCCAUCGCCACGGGAAGGAGGGGACGGGCCGAGGAGGAGGGGACGGGGGUGGAGAGGGGACAUCACCCCCAGACGUCCGUAAGGAGCAGUCCAACGAGGUGAUCAGCAGGUACCACCUGGACACUUCGGCCCCGGCGAGACCACAACGACGCUCCUCCAGGGGACGCUCCUCUGCCGCCAGUAAGGGGGGCUACCUGAGCGACGGAGAUUCACCUGAGCUGCUGCCCAAACAGGGUGGACCAGGGGGACCCUCCUCGGCCCACAACCCCCCUCUUCCACCACCCCGCUCCACCCACCACUCCAGCCAGGAGGGAGUGACCAUGACCUCUGACCUGAGCUCGUUCAGAGUCUACAACUUGUCGGACCAGCCACGGUGCGCCCAGCGCGUCUCCGGCCUGCUCACGGUGCAUCUCGUUGGGGUGGAGAAACUGCUGAGGGCCCCUAAACAGGACGCCAGUAAGGAGGUGUUCUGUGCCAUCCAGGUGGAUGGUGUAACCAGGGCCCGUACCGGCCUGCUAACCUCCGGGGGCUCUCUGCCCCUCAACCACACCUUCAACCUGGAGCUGGAGAGGGCCAGGCUGCUGAAACUGGUGGUGCUCACCCCUUACCCCGGGGCUGAGACUACCACCAUGAAGGGCAGCGACUCCACAGCAGCGACCAGGAACAGGGUCUGCUGUCUGGGGCUGUCCUCUCGGUCUCAGCAGAUAUGCGUUAGAUUAGAGCCCAGGGGUCUACUGUACGUGAAGCUGACCCUGCUGGAGCAGUGGGAGCCCCCCGACCCCCGACCCUGCCACCUCAACCCCCCCAUGGUGUUUGGAGUGGAGCUGCGCCACCUGGUGGACAAGGAGAACACCGCUGCCCCCGUUCCUCUGCUCAUACAGAAGAGUGUGGCUGAGAUCCAGAAGAGAGGACUGAGGGUGGUGGGUCUGUACCGUCUGUGUGGUUCAGCUGCAGUGAAGAAGGAACUGAGAGACGCGUUUGAGAAGGACAGUGCUGCUGUCAGCCUGAAUGAAGAGGUUUAUCCUGACAUCAACGUCAUCACAGGUCAGUCCCCUGUCCCCCUAAACCAGUCUCUAUCAGAGGGACAGUGCUGCUGUCAGCCUGAAUGAAGAGGUUUAUCCUGACAUCAACGUCAUCACAGGUCAGU
This is a messenger RNA of Oncorhynchus tshawytscha (Chinook salmon), 2742 nucleotides long. Its product is annotated as rho GTPase-activating protein SYDE1. Lineage: Eukaryota; Metazoa; Chordata; Actinopteri; Salmoniformes; Salmonidae. Gene Ontology annotation, biological process: signal transduction. The record is from RefSeq and is a predicted model, not a curated record.